Molecule: messenger RNA, 3675 nt
Organism: Clarias gariepinus (North African catfish)
Lineage: Eukaryota; Metazoa; Chordata; Actinopteri; Siluriformes; Clariidae
Gene: lrfn5a
Product: leucine rich repeat and fibronectin type III domain containing 5a
Exons: 4
Coding region: 848-3154 (768 amino acids)
Molecular function (GO): protein binding
Source: RefSeq, a predicted model, not a curated record
GUGGAUUAAACUCGAGUCCGCGCUGAGAGAGAGCGGCAGAAAGCUGGAACGCGGUGAGGGGGAGAAUAGAUGCGCGUGAACAGGAGAUCGUAGCCUCUCCCCCCAAAAACACACACACACACACACACCCACAUCUCACUCUUGGUGGCUCGUGCGCUCGGCGGAUCAGCUCUUAUACAGUGGAAAUGUGCGCUUGUGCGUUUUUCGAUAAAAUCCUCGUGCACCGUUCUUAUUCUACAUCAUCAUCAUCAUCUUCAUCAGGAGGGGAAUGUAGAGCGGAUGUAACUCUGUCCUGAGAUCGAAGCAUGAUGAUGAUGAUGAUGAUGAUCUAAUCCGGAUCUUUUGAUCUCCUGGAGGAGAAUGUUGCGCGCGCGCGCUGCAGCAUGUGGAGGUUAUAACGCGAUAUGAUGCGGCGCUGCUGUUUGCUUUUCGUGCAACUUGAUAUAUGUUGAUGGAGUUUGUAUUUUUCACGAGUGUGGUGUUUCGUGCCGCACCGAAUGGGGAAGCUUUUUCACUCUCACCCUCUUCUUCUUCUUCUUCUUGAGGAACACCUCAGGAUUCUGACUUUUUGGGAUUUCUGAUAUAUACAUUUUUUUAAGGGCGGAUUCGUAGUGCUGUUUUUUUUUAUUAUUAUUAUUUAAUUAUUUCCCGCGCCCGGAGUGAAGGAUAUGGGCUGCCGCUUUACCGGAUGCUCGAGCAGAAUGGUUUUGGGAUCGGAGCGGGUGGAGGAGAAGCGAGCGACAGGAGAAAACCCGACAUGUGAGGCUCUCGAGCUGCUCUGACCCUGACCGAGCUCCUGAGCAGAGCUGACAUUACACUGAUUCAAGGUGUCCGAACCCUCUUUACAAUGGAAAAGCUGCUCGUUUGCCUGUUGGUCAUUGGAAUGGCAGUGAAGGCCCAGAUCUGUCCAAAGCGCUGUGUUUGCCAGAUUUUAUCCCCCAACCUCGCGACACUUUGCGCCAAAAAAGGGCUUUUGUUCGUGCCACCCAACAUCGACCGGCACACAGUGGAGCUACGGCUCGCCGACAACUUUGUAACAAGCGUCAAAAGGAAAGACUUCGCCAACAUGACAAGGCUUGUGGACCUCACCCUGUCAAGGAAUACUAUAAGUUACAUUACACCUCACGCAUUUGCAGACUUGGAAAACCUUCGCGCAUUGCAUUUGAACCAUAAUAGGCUGACUCGCAUAGGGAAUGACACAUUUAGCGGGAUGUCCAAGUUGCAUCAUUUGAUUCUCAACAACAAUCAGUUAACUCAUAUCCAUCUGGGAGCUUUUAAUGAUCUUCUGGCCCUGGAAGAGUUGGAUUUGUCCUAUAACAACCUUGAAACGAUACCUUGGGAGGCUAUUCAGAGGAUGAUCAGCCUUCAUACACUUAGCUUGGACCACAACAUGAUUGAUUACAUUCCAGAAGGCACCUUUUCUCUGUUACAAAAACUCAACAGACUGGAUGUGACCUCCAACAAGCUCCAGAAGCUUCCACCAGAUCCUCUUUUCCAAAGGGCACAGGUUCUGGCAACAUCUGGAGUACUUACUUCAUCAUCGUUUGCCCUCAGUUUUGGUGGAAAUCCUUUGCACUGCAAUUGCGAGCUGCUCUGGCUUCGCAGGUUAAGUCGUGAGGACGAUUUGGAGACUUGCGCAACUCCGCCUCAUCUAUCUGGACGAUAUUUUUGGUCUAUUCCGGAGGAGGAAUUCCUGUGUGAGCCACCACUUAUCACGAGGCACUCACAAGAGAUGAGGGUGCUCGAGGGUCAACGCAUAACCCUUCGAUGCAAAGCGAGAGGAGACCCUGAACCUGUGAUCCACUGGAUAUCACCUGAUGGCAAGCUGGUAUCAAACUCCUCACGCACCAUUGUUUACAAUAAUGGGACCUUGGAUAUCUUGAUAAGCACAGUGAAAGAUACCGGAUCCUUUACUUGUAUCUCUUCUAACCCAGCUGGUGAGGCCCACCAAACCAUUGAGCUUAUCAUUAUCAAGCUUCCGUACAUCAGCAACAGCACCAAUAACAUCCAGGAGCCAGAUCCAGGCUCAUCAGAUAUUUCCACCUCUAGUAGAACUGGAGCCAACGGAAGCAACCACACUGCAGACUCCAAAGCAAGCUCAGAUAAGCGUGUGGUGAUAGCUGAGGCCACUUCUUCCACAGCGCUCAUUAAAUUUAACUUUCAAAGGAAUAUUCCCGGAAUUCGCAUGUUUCAGAUCCAGUACAAUGGCACCUAUGACGACUCUCUUGUUUACAGAAUGAUUCCACCGACGAGCAAAAACUUCCUGGUGAACAACCUGGCAGCCGGGACACAGUACGAUCUCUGCGUCCUCGCCAUCUACGAUGAUGCCAUCACGUCCCUGACGGCCACGCGUGUCGUCGGCUGCAUUCAGUUCACCACUGAGUCCGAGUACCUCCGCUGCCACUUCAUGCAGUCGCAGUUCCUCGGAGGAACCAUGAUCCUGAUCAUCGGCGGCAUCAUCGUGGCCUCCGUUCUCGUCUUCAUCAUCAUUCUCAUGAUCCGCUACAAGGUGUGCAUGAGCGGUGACCGCGCCAAGGGGACCGCCGCCACUGGGGUGCAGCCUGAUGCCCCCGCAGUCAGUCCAUCAGCUAAUAAAGAGGGCGCCGUGGCUCCAGAGGGCGGGGACGACUACCAGAAAUGCCUCGUCCCCGGAUUUCCAGAUUCCCUCACUCAGUCGUCAGAGACUUCUCUUCCUGACUGUUCCACCGAGACGUCUGUGGUGAGCCAGAGCUGGGACACGGGAGGAUCUUCGGCGUCCAUCAAGCCGAAACGGAGACCAGCACCGAAGCCGGAGGAGAAGACUGACCUGGCACUCGGUGCCGAGACUCACAACACCAACCGCAACAAUUCUAAAACGCCACUUCUGCGUUCUGAUCCCCCGUCAAGCCCCGCUCCUUUGCUGCCUUCUCGCUUUAGGGACACUCCCAUCCUGAGGAGGGCGCCACCACGUCCAUCUGUAUCGAAAUAUCUCACACUGCCGGUGGAGGGGACGCGAGCUGCACCGCGCAGGUACUCGCUAAACGAAGACUUCAAACACCACUGCUACGCCGGCAAGCUCGGGAACACUCGGUCUUCUCUGAAAGCCCGUGGAGAAACAGGACGCUCGCUUGCCUUGAGGAAACUUCCUCUUACUGCUCAUCGCGCUGACAAAUAAAACACGUCAGUGCCUUUCUAUUAAAAAAGGGAGGGAAAAAAAGAAAAGAGGAGUUCCGGCUGGAUUGAGGACCGCGUUUCACCAGACUGAGAAGUAUUUCACACAAAAAAGCCUUUCUUAACCUUUCUUUAAGGGGAAUAACGUUUCCUGUGCGUGGAGAGUGAGAUAGAGAGCAGAGAGAGAAAAAGAGAGAGCAAAGAAGAAAAAAAACCAUGAUACUCUAAAAAAAAAAAAAAAACCUGGACGUGUUAUUAAAGUGAUAUUUUUUAAAGAGAAAAAAAAUAAAAACAGAUCAAAGUUUUUUUUCUUUUCAGUGACAUUGAUAUUGCCUUAAUUUGAAGGCUCGAAAGUGAAAAAAAAAAGAAAAGAAUAAGUGUACAGAAAGACAACAUCUACUGUGUUGGUAUGUUGUGUAAAAUAAAAUAAAAUGGAAAAAAGAAAGUAGUGCACGUGUUUGUUAGUCGUGUUGUAAAGUGUAAAAACACACUUAACGAAGACAUGACGAACCUGAAAAGUAAUAA